Molecule: messenger RNA, 1621 nt
Organism: Dendronephthya gigantea
Lineage: Eukaryota; Metazoa; Cnidaria; Anthozoa; Malacalcyonacea; Nephtheidae
Product: dimethylaniline monooxygenase [N-oxide-forming] 5-like
Exons: 3
Coding region: 83-1336 (417 amino acids)
Molecular function (GO): N,N-dimethylaniline monooxygenase activity; flavin adenine dinucleotide binding; NADP binding
Source: RefSeq, a predicted model, not a curated record
ACGGAGCACGGAUCACCGUGAAACGGGAAAAUGGAUUGUGUCUACCAGGUAAUAACUAAAUGACACCCUAAGCGUUUACAGGAUGAGAUCAAUUCCACACAAAAAUAAAAAGUCAUCAUUUCUCUAUAGAAAGUUGGAUGAAGACAAUUCUGAGAUUAAAACCACCUCAUUUGAUGCAGUGAUGGUAUGCAAUGGUCACUACUGGCACCAGGUGUGGCCGAAUAUUCCAGGGAUGGAAAAAUUUAAAGGGAUGAAGGUACACAGCGGGGAUUACCGGACAUUUCAUCCAUACAGUGGAAAGAGAGUUGUUAUUGUCGGGUGUAGUAACUCUGCUGUGGACAUUGCAGUUGAACUAAGUCAUGAUCAUGCCAAACAAGUGUACAUCAGCACAAGAAGUGGCUGUUAUGCUGUGACACGUCUCGGUUCUGGAGGGCGACCUGUUGACUUUUCUAUCUCCAGAGUCACUUCUUUUCUUCCAAUGCAACAUUUGGCAAAACUAUCACCAGCAUUGCUAAACAACAAAGUCAAUUUCAAAAACUUUGGCCUUUAUCCAACUGGCAUCCUCGGUGUAACUAAAUUUCCUGUUUGCACAGACAAACUUGUCCAUCGUAUCAUUACUGGGAGUAUAAUAGUCAAAGGGGAUAUCAAAGAGAUAGCCGAGGAUUCAGUCAUUCUCCACGGGGGUGAAAGUUUAGAAAAAAUUGAUGCCUUGGUCUUGGCCACUGGUUUUAAACCAAUUUAUCCAUUUGCAAAGGACAUUAUUGAAGUAAAAGAGGAAUUUUACACUAGUUUAUAUAAGCAUGUGUUUUUGCCAGACGAUGACUGGCAUACUCUAGCUGUCAUAGGAGCUAUGGUGGUGAAUGGCCCUGUCGCCCCUGUCAGUGAAAUGCAGGCAAGAGUUGCUGUAGAGGUUUUCGCCAAUAGAUGCAAGUUACCGAGCAAGGAAGAUAUGGAAACUGAGAUUGCGAACAGGGAACGCACAUGGUCAAAAUCGGGGGUAACCAAAUACAACUUCAUGCGGGUUCAAUAUGUCCCAUACAUGAAUGAACUUGGUGAAAUGAUUGGUGCAAAGCCAAACUUGUGGUCAAUAUUCAAAAAUGACCCCAAACUGGCCUAUCAAUGUAUCUUUGGUACAACUAUCGCGGCCCAGUAUCGAUUGCAAGGACCAAACGUUUGGCCAGGUGCUAGGAACCACAUCAUGUCAUUUAGGGAACAGUAUCUGUAUCCAUUACGUACCAGAAAAUGUCCACCACCAGAAGAAAAAAGAAAUUAUGGUAUUCUUAUAUUUAUCUUUGUGAUGGGUCUUGCAAUAGUUAUUUUAUUGUUGAAGACAUGAGAUAGUAAUUACAAUUAUGAAAGUAUGUCAAACAUACUAGGUCAUGAAUAGUAAUUGUUCCAAACAAGCCAACUUUGUAAAUAUACUGGGUUAUGCUUUUCAAUGACAAGUUUAUAAUUUUACAUAUUAUAAUUAGCUUUCAGAACUGCUUCUGAUAGAUCAUAUUUUGAUGAAUUUGACAUUACCAAAUUACCAGAGGAAUUUAGGUUUCAUCUGGGAAUUGAAAACUUGUUUUGUAAUAAGUUUGAGACAAAUAAUAUUGAUUAUGUUGAAUAAUGUUUUAAU